GCCGAAACCCGCAAGACUGAGCGUGUCCAGCAAUACGCUAAGCGAUGGGACAAGGAUUCCAGCAAGGACACCGACGCGCACAAGCAGUCUCGUCUGGAUGAGUACACCGAGGUCGUCAAUGGCUACUACGAUGGUGCUACCGAGCUGUACGAGUUCGGCUGGGCCGAGUCUUUCCACUUCUCCCGGUUCUUCAAGGGAGAAGGUCUCCUCCAGUCUCUCGCCCGCCACGAGCACUACCUCGCACACCAGCUCGGCCUCCAAGCCAACAUGCGCGUCCUCGACGUCGGGUGCGGUGUCGGCGGUCCCGCACGCGAAAUUUGCCGGUUCACCGAUGCCAACAUUACCGGUCUGAACAAUAACGAUUUCCAGAUUCAGAGGGCGAACCAAAAGACCAAGAAGGCCGGCUUGGCGGAGAAGGUCAACUUUGCAAAGGGGGACUUUAUGAAGAUCCAGGAGCAGUUUGGCGAGGGGUCGUUUGACGCUGUCUACGCCAUCGAGGCGACGGUUCACGCACCUACGUUCGAGGGUAUUUACGGCGAGAUCUACAGGGUGUUGAAGCCAGGAGGAAAGUUCGCCGUUUACGAAUGGUGCAUGACCGACGCCUGGGACCCAUCCAUCCCCGAGCACAAGAAGAUUGCGCACGGUAUCGAGGUGGGAGAUGGUAUCGCCGAGAUGCGCAACAUCCACGCCGCCCGGAAAGCCCUGAAGUCCGUUGGAUUCGAGAUUCUGCACGAGGAGGAUCUUGCCGACCGCCCGGACCCGGUUCCUUGGUACUACCCCCUUGAGGGCGACCUGCGGAAGGCCCAGACCUGGUGGGACUUGGUUACUUGCUUCCGGACGUCAAAGGUCGGAAUUAAGAUCACCCAGAACUCGGUUUGGGCCAUGGAGAAGGUCGGACUUGUGCCCAAGGGAACAUAUGAUGUCGGAGAGACUCUGGUUGUUGCCGCUCAAAACUUGGUCGCUGGUGGUCGCUCCAAGCUGUUUACGUGA
This is a messenger RNA of Dioszegia hungarica, 990 nucleotides long. RefSeq names its product sterol 24-C-methyltransferase. The record is from RefSeq and is a predicted model, not a curated record. The annotation marks the transcript as partial. Gene Ontology annotation, cellular component: endoplasmic reticulum. The transcript is spliced from 8 exons. Gene Ontology annotation, molecular function: sterol 24-C-methyltransferase activity. Lineage: Eukaryota; Fungi; Basidiomycota; Tremellomycetes; Tremellales; Bulleribasidiaceae. Gene Ontology annotation, biological process: ergosterol biosynthetic process.